Messenger RNA from Chrysoperla carnea, 2616 nucleotides. RefSeq names its product UNC93-like protein. NCBI's taxonomy places the organism in Eukaryota, Metazoa, Arthropoda, Insecta, Neuroptera, Chrysopidae. The record is from RefSeq and is a predicted model, not a curated record. The transcript has 7 exons. Gene Ontology annotation, biological process: regulation of potassium ion transport; regulation of muscle contraction. Gene Ontology annotation, molecular function: potassium channel regulator activity. Bases 67 to 1665 code for a protein of 532 amino acids. Gene Ontology annotation, cellular component: plasma membrane; striated muscle dense body.
AUUUAUUUUAUUUGAAUUUCAUUUUCUUACAAAAACAUAAAAAAAAACGAAGAAACAUUUCACAAAAUGGCAUUAUCAAAGAAGAAUCAAAUAAUUGAAAAUCCAAAAAUUCGAGCACAGAUUAUUCCAACACAACAACAACAGCACAAUAAUAACAAUGAUGUCACAUCCAAAAAACAAUUUGAGGACGAGAAUAUUGAAUUUUCUCAAAAUGAAAAAUGGCGAAUUAUUAAAAAUGUAUUAAUUAUUGCAUUUGCAUUCAUGUUACAUUUCACAGCAUUCUUUGGUAUCACAAACUUACAAAGUUCAAUAAAUGCAAAUGGAGCACUUGGAACGUACACUUUAGCAGCUAUUUAUGGAGCACUUAUUCUAUCAAAUAUUUUCCUACCAGUUUUAAUGAUUAGUUGGUUUGGCUGUAAAUGGACGAUAGCCAUAUCAUUUAUCAGUUAUAUGCCAUAUCUGAUGGCACAAUUUCAUCCAACAUUCCUCACAAUGAUUCCAGCUGGUUUGGCGGUGGGUUUCGGUGGUGGACCGUUAUGGUGUGCCAAGUGUACAUAUUUAACGGUUGUUUCGGAUGCAUACGCUAAAAUCACUGGUGAUAAAUCUGAAGUGAUUGUUAUACGAUUCUUUGGUUUAUUUUUUACAUUGUUUCAAUUAUCACAAGUUUGGGGUAAUUUAAUUUCAUCUGCAGUAUUAUCGGUAAAUGAUGAAGUUUAUUCGAAUACGUCAUCACCAAAUUUAACAACACAAUUAUUCUACGAUACGGAAGCAAUUUGUGGAUCGAAUUUUUGUCCAGAUGUAACGGUUGCUGUUAAUCCAAAUUUAAAACCACCGUCCGAAGAGAAAGUAAAUUUAAUUUCAAGUAUCUUUCUUGGAUGUAUGAUUAUGGCCUCGUUACUCACUGCCUUUGGAGUUGAUUCCCUUAAAAGAUACAAUAAAAAUCGUGUUGGCAGUGCCACUGGUUUAUCUGGUCUCCAAUUAUUAGCAGUGACCGUCAAACAGCUCUUCAAACCAUAUCAAUUAUUAUUAUUUCCAAUAACAAUGUUUAUUGGAAUACAAAUUGCAUUUUUAUCGGCUGACUUUAAUGCGUCGUUCGUGUCAUGCGGUUGGGGUAUCAGUAAUAUUGGAUUCGUAAUGAUGUUGUAUGGAAUCUCAAAUGCUGUAGCAGCCACUUGCACGGGUGCUUGUACGAAGAUGAUUGGACGUGGUCCAAUGAUUGCCAUUGGUACAACAAUUCAUGUGUCCAUUUUGGUUACAUUAGCAAUCUGGAAGCCACAUCCAACCGAUAGACUGAUAUUCUUUAUCGUUGCUACAUGUUGGGGCGUUGGUGAUGCAAUUCUAUUGAUUACAAUUAAUGCUUUAAGUGGAAUUUUAUAUCCAGGAAACGAAGAAGCUUCCUAUAGUAACUUCCGUUUUUGGGAAUCGGUUGGAAGUGUUUCCGGUUACUUGUUAAGUGCAUAUUUAUGUACUUCCAUUAAAAUAUAUUUAAUAAUGGGUUUAUUAUUUAUUGGCAUUGUUGGCUACACAAUUGUUGAAUAUUGUGAACAAAAAUGUCAGGCAGCCAAAACUGCAACAAUACAAAUAACCAGUGAUAAUAAAAUAUUUGAACUUGUUCCAACAAAUAUUACUACAAGCAAUAAUACAACGGAUGAUAUUGUCGAAUAAAAUGUUCAAUUUAGAUAAAUAAUUUAAUUAUUUAAUUGAGUAUUUUUAUGUCAACAGCAAACGCAGAUUUAGAAAACGGCUUUGGCGUCACAUGUGACUCCAAAAUUUGAAUCACUUUCAUGAUUUUUGUGAAGUUAAAAAAACUAAUGAUUUGAAUAUUUGCCAAACGUUUUGAGCUCCUCACACGUUCAGAGUUUAAACUAUUUAUCAGAGACUCAAACCCUUUCAUGUUUACAAUAUUCUGUAUAUUUUAUAUUGUCAUAUUAAUCAAUAAUUUUAAAGUUAUUCUCUUUAACCGAUUGAUUAAACCAUCUUUUUACUAUGUAACGAAAAUUGAAGUAGCUGACAUCUGAUGUCCGAGAUUAAAACUCAUCAGUGAUUCAAACCCUUUUUAUGUUUAUAACAUUCUGUAUAUUUAUAUAUAUUCAUAUUAAUCAAUAAUUUUAAGGUUUUUCUCUUUUACCGAUCGAACCAUCUCUUUAUUAUGUAAAAGGAUUGAAGCCUAUACUAUUAUCGUAAUUCGCAACGAAAAUCGAAGUGGCUGACAUCUAAAAUUCAAAAUUAAACCAGGCGUUAUGAUCUCAAAAAUACUCCUAGAUGGAUUCUUGGCGUAUAGACUCAUUUUCACAGUCGGAUUCAUAAUAAAAUUCACUAGACGGUAGAUAUUUUUUUCCAAGCUAGGAAAAUACCGGAAAAAGUAAAUUGCAGUAUUUAGAAAGUGUAAAAAGUAAAAUAAACGGUAGCGAAAAAACAAAUCAUUGUUAUUGAGAUUUUUACUCAUGUUAAAACUUUUAAAGGCCCCAUCUUCCGAAGUUACUUAGAAUUAUAAGCAAGAAAAUGAUUAUAAUAUAUAUUUUCUUUUUGUUGUUUGUGAAAAACAUACCUUAUUAAAGACCCAAACCUUGCUUAAGGUAUUUCCAGCAUGGUAUCUGCAGUUCCUAUGCUAAAGCU